Molecule: messenger RNA, 1031 nt
Organism: Condylostylus longicornis
Lineage: Eukaryota; Metazoa; Arthropoda; Insecta; Diptera; Dolichopodidae
Gene: Ddrgk1
Product: DDRGK domain-containing protein 1
Exons: 2
Coding region: 110-955 (281 amino acids)
Source: RefSeq, a predicted model, not a curated record
CGAAAAAAUUCGCUUUUAUUUGAGUGACAAUGAUGACGUUUCCUUGUUUUUGCUAAAUAACAAAAUUGCAAAGUAAAAGGUUGUUCUUUUUUAAUUUUUUGAAGAUCAAAUGGAUUUAAUACUCUUAAUCGGCAUAGCUGCGUCUUUACUCAUAAUUUUGAUAACUAUAUUUAUUUUUCAAAAAAAACAAAAUAAGGAAGACUCUGAUAAACAGAAUAAUAGAAAUGUUCCUGUUCGAGUACAAGAAGGUGUGCCAAGAAGAGCCCAAAUUUUAAGAAAUCAAAGAAAUAGAGUGAGAGCUCCUGCAACCCCGCAAGCACAAGCCGAAGAAAGUGAUGAAGAUGCAGAUGAAACAAAUAUACAUGCAGCGACUGAUGAAAAAAUGGGUGCCAAGAAAAGAGCUAAAUUAGAAGCUAAAGCAGAAAAAAAAGCUCAACGUGAACAGGAAUUAAAAUUUAGAGAAGAAAAGAAGAAAAAAGAUGCAGCAGAAGAAGAGGAACGUAAAAAAAUGCAAGAAAAGGAUGAGGAAGCGGAAAAGAAAAGAGAAGAAGAAGAGCGUUUAGCUCGAGAGGAAAAAGAACGAAAAGAUUAUGAAGAAUAUUUAAAGAUAAAAGCAGGAUUUGAUGUUGAAGAAGAAGGUUAUGAAGAAGAAGAAGAAAAGGAUGGACUGCUCCUUGAAUUUAUUGAACAUAUAAAAAACAAUAAGGUCGUUAUUUUAGAGGAUUUGGCUACACAUUUUAAAAUGAAAACUCAACAAGUAAUCGACCGUAUUACUGAAUUACAAAAGAAUAAUACUUUAACGGGUGUAAUUGAUGACCGCGGGAAGUUCAUUUAUAUUUCAGAAAAAGAAUUAAAUGCUGUAGCUAAAUUUAUAAGGCAAAGAGGCCGUAUUUCAAUUUCUGAAUUAGCAGAAAGUAGUAAUACUUUAAUAAAUUUAGCGCCAGUGAAAAGUUAAAAUUAAAGCUUGUUUUGUUUUAGAAUUGAAUUUAUUUAAUAAAAGUUAGAGGAAUUAAUUCCUUUCUUAUGGUUAA